Molecule: messenger RNA, 937 nt
Organism: Syngnathoides biaculeatus (alligator pipefish)
Lineage: Eukaryota; Metazoa; Chordata; Actinopteri; Syngnathiformes; Syngnathidae
Product: LIM and SH3 domain protein 1-like
Exons: 7
Coding region: 85-750 (221 amino acids)
Cellular component (GO): focal adhesion
Molecular function (GO): actin filament binding
Source: RefSeq, a predicted model, not a curated record
UUAAAUGCGCGUGACCGGCUCGCGCCGCUCGUCUUCCACACAAUUUUGCACUUUUCUCUUUUUCGGGGGAGGAGGAGGGCGAGAAUGAAUCCGCCGUGCGGGAGAUGCGCCAAACCGGUUUACCCCACGGAAAAAAUCAACUGUCUUGAUAAGUACUGGCACAAAGGCUGCUUCAGCUGUGACGUGUGCAAGAUGGCGCUGAGCAUGAACAACUACAAAGGCUUCGAAAAGCGGCCUUACUGCAGCAUGCACUAUCCCAAAACCUCCUUCACCAUCGUGGCCGACACCCCCGAGAACCUGCGCCUCAAGCAGCAGAGCAUGCUCAACAGCCAGGCCCUCUACAAGGAGGAGUUUGAGAAGAACAAGGGCAAAGGUUUCAGCGUGGUGGUGGACACGCCGGAGAUGCAGCGGCUGAAGAAGACACAAGAGCAGAUCAGUGACAUCAAGUAUCACGAAGAUUUCGAGCGGAGCAAAGUACGGAGUGACGCGCCGCCCCCGGAAAAUAGGCAAGAACCGUCGAGCCAAGCAGAGGCACAGAUGCGCCCGCCUGUUACUAUGGCGCCGUCUGGUGGAGGGAAGCGGUACCAGGCCAUGUACAGCUACACGGCGGCGGAGGCAGACGAGGUGUCCCUGCAGGAGGGCGACCUCAUCGGCGACGCGGAGCUCAUCGACGAGGGCUGGCUGUUCGGCAGCAACCAGCGCACGGGCCAGCGGGGGAUGCUGCCCGCCAAUUACGUUCGGCCCGUGUGACGCCGCAAAGACGUCGCUCACCUGGAAUCGGAAGUUUGCGAUCGGUACGCGAAGUGUCUCGCGGGGUGUUCUCCUGGUUCACUGAGACAUUGGAUCUAUGAUUUAAAAAAAAAAAAAAAAUUAAAAAAAAAAUCUUGAAAUCUGAAUUAGUAACAGUGAUUAAAAAUAAAUAAAUCCCAGCCCCCCC